AUGGAGCGGCACGGCCCCGUCCACCCCCUGCCCGAGGAGAUUCGAAAGAUGUCCCGGGAUGAGACCGUGUGUAAAUACUGUGGAAUCAGCUAUUUGAUACUUCAUGAAUUUAAGGCGAUGGAAGAAAAAGUCAAAGCGAUGGAAAAGGAGAUUAAAUUUUAUGAAGGAAGUAUAGAACGGGAAAAAGGACUUCAAGCAGAAUUGCAGUCGCUCUACCAAGACCUUGAACACUGUCGAGCUGACAGUGAAUCGCAAACAGAAAGAAUAAAAAACCUCACAGUGGAACUUAAAACCAAGCAAGAUGAAUUGAAAAAUGUGAAAGAAAAUUUGCGGUAUUUCCAAGAGGAAAAGGAAGCUGCCUAUAAACAAUCACAAGUGCUCAGAAACACCCUGGAACACCACUGCUCGACUCUGAACAAGGCUGUCUCGCUGUUUCCUUUCGUUAGAAGUGAACUAGACAGCAUUAAAGAAGUGAUCUCCAGUAACCUAGAGAACUGGGCUGCCAUGAAAGAAGAAAUUUUUCUACAAAUAAAAACCGUUAGCAAAGAGGCUUUGACAGCCUGGGAAGGAAUAAGCGGGCAGCUGUGCCGCAGGAGCGAGCAGGCACGCAUCCGGCUGAGACUGCGCCGGGGGCUGAGCGGAGAGUUCAGGGCGUCCCGGCCGGGCAGCCGAGAGCCCGGAGGGAGGAGGGCUCGUGCCUGCUGGAAAAUACCCAAAUUGAAUCAAAGGUUAGCAAAAUCCCAGAGGGAGAACGAAUGUCUCCAGGAAAAGGUGAAACAUCUGACGGUGGUGGCCGACACGGUGGAGCUGAAAACUCAACAGCUUCAGACUUCCCUUCAGCAAGGGAACGAGCUACAAAGCAAGUGCCGCGAGCUGCAGAAGGAAACAUUAGGAGCAGGAGGUAACCUCCUUAUGUUUUACUUGGAGCUUGUUUAG
Messenger RNA from Pterocles gutturalis (yellow-throated sandgrouse), 936 nucleotides. RefSeq names its product GRIP1-associated protein 1-like. The coding region runs from base 1 to 936 and encodes 311 amino acids. The transcript has 7 exons. The record is from RefSeq and is a predicted model, not a curated record. NCBI's taxonomy places the organism in Eukaryota, Metazoa, Chordata, Aves, Pterocliformes, Pteroclidae.